CAAGCCCGCCACUCCUGCGGCUCCGAAGUGCUGUGCUCCACCGUCUGCGAGUACGGGUACCAGCUGGGCGCCGACGGAUGCCCCAGCUGUGAGUGCGACGACCCUUGCCAGGAGCUCACGUGCCCCGAGAACUCCACCUGCGUCAUGAGGAAAGACCCCGGCUGUGAGGGCGACGCCUGCUCCGCCACGCCUAUGUGCCUGACCAACGACUCGGAUGACCUGCCCGCCCCCCCCACCACGCCCGCGCCGCCCACCUGCCCCACCGGCCUCUCGCCCUUCACCGUCGGCGGCGUGGUGGCGGAGUGCGACGCCCAUGCCCCGUGCCCCGCCGACCACCAGUGCACGCCCCCGCCCACCGCCGGCGCCCCCUACGCCUGCUGCCCCGUGCCCACCAUUAUCGAGGCCAGCAAGCCCGGCCAGUGUCCGUUCGUGGCGUCCGCAAGCGCCGAGCUGUGCGAGGGUCCGCGCUGCGCCUCCGACGACGAGUGCGGCUCCGUCACCAAGUGCUGCGUCGUCCCCGCAUGCGGCCCCAGGUGCGUCACGCCGCAGCCGCCGCAGAACCUCACCCUCGAAAGCGGACUUCUGCAGGGACCCACCAUGUGCGAAUACCUACGCGACUUGGUUGAGCUGGAGGGCGUGACCUUGGCUGUCCCCACGCCCACCUGCGACGAGAACGGCGCCUACGAACAGGUGCAGUGCAACGCCCUCGGCCAGUGCUGGUGUGUCGACGACUUCGGAACGCAGAUCCCAGGCACUAAGGCAUCAUCCCGCGAGCUGGUUGUGUGCGACCGCGUUCGAGAGGCUCUGACUUGCGGCGAGAUGCUGUGUCGUCUUGGCUGCGACUACGGCUUCGUCUUAGAUAAGGACACGGCUUGUCCACUCUGCCAUUGUCGCGAUCCGUGCCAGAACGUGGAGUGCAGCGGCAGCCACGUGUGCCAGAUGGUAGACAUCCCUUGCGUGGACGGCGUGUGCCCCGCCAUACCCCAGUGCGUGCCCGUGGUGGAGGCCUCGGCUGCCCCUGCGUGCCCCCUGGGCGAGCCCUACACCCUGCCGGAGACCAACGCCACCCUGGCCUGCAGCCCCCGCGCCCGUGCCCUCGAGUGCCCGCAGGGGUACUCCUGCUUCGCCGACGACAGCACCGUAGAGGGCGUCUGCUGCCCCAGCCCUGGCAAGAAGCAAAAAGCCGGCCAGUGCCCCUUCCUGGUGCCAGUGCUGAGCGGCCACUGCGACCUCGAGUGCUCGGACGACUCGCACUGCCGCGGCGACGAGAAGUGCUGCUCCAACGGCUGCGGGACUCAGUGCCAGCAGCCGAUUGUCAUGACGGCCUGCGAGCACCAGCGUAACCUGCUCGAGCACCGCGCCAGGGAAGCCGGAAUACCAGCAGGCCGCGUGUACCUGCCGCAGUGUGAUGACGAGGGCGCCUUCCUGCCUACCCAGUGCCACCCCGCGACCCUGACCUGCUGGUGCGUCGAUACCCAGGGCCAGGAAGUGCCAGGCACCCGCGUCAGCCAGCCUGCCCACCCGAACUGCCAGGAGCCGCUGGUGUGCCCCGCCAUGAACUGCGACCUCGCCUGCCUCCACGGCUACCGCCUCGACGGCUCCGGCUGCCCCGUCUGCGCCUGCCGAGACCCCUGCGAGGAAGUGAGCUGCGCCACGCCCCUCGAGGAGUGCCGCAUCGUCCACGUGGCCUGCGUCGACGAGCCGUGCCCGCCGCUGCCCGUGUGCCUGCCCCGGCUGGAGAACCCCUGUCCUUAUGGCUCGCCCUUGAGAACCAACGAGAGCGUGGUGGAGUGCGGGCCGGAGGGAAGCACCUGCCCCUCGAGCCACAAGUGUCACCUCUCCCCCUUGGGCGAGUACGCACUCUGCUGCCCCAAGCCACGCGAGAUCUGCUACGAGCCCAAGGACGCCGGCUUCUGCGAGGGCGCCAUCAAGCGGUGGUUCUUCAACCCCGAGAGCAACCGGUGCGAGACCUUCCGCUUCGGAGGCUGCAGCGGGAACCUCAACAACUUCGAGAGCCAAGGCGAGUGCGCGGCCACCUGCCCGGUCCUCACGUCGUGCGAGCGGAUGAGGGAGAAGAACCUGAGGAAUGUGGAUAAGAAUAAGAAGCUGAAGUUCAUCCCGAAGUGCCUGAAGGAUACGGGGGCGUGGCUUCCUGAGCAGUGCCUGGAGGAGCUGGGCGUGUGCUGGUGCGUGACCCCCCAGGGCGACCAGGUGCCAGGCUCCCUCACCCGCGGCGCCCCCCAGUGCCAGGGCGCCGCCAGGGCCUCCCGCAGGAUGAGCUUCGACCCCGCGACGCCCACCAAUAUGAUCUGCGAGCCCGGCCAGACCGUACAUGUUUGCGACAAGCAGCUGUGCGAGAACCAGGUGUGCUUCUCGCACCCGCACGCCGUCUGCCGCGUCAACCCCUGCGGCGGGUGUUCCGUGCAGUUCGUGGACGCCUUCAACUCCCCCGUGAACUGCGAGGUGGGCCUGACGGAGUGCCAGAGGGAGCUGCAGAGGGUCCUCAACUCGCCCAUCUUCACCAGGCCCGCGCUGGCCUUCGCCGGCCGCAGGUUCCCGCCCUCCGACGCCGACGACUCGUCCGACAACCGCGUGCACUACGACGUGGACCUGUACCGCAACGUGGACGUGUUCCACUUCCCGAUCGACCAGGCCGUCCCCGUCGACCCCACCUCCGGCGCAGCGCCCUCCGAGGACACGCCCCUCCAGGCGGGCCGUCGCGGAGGCCGCCACAUGAACUUCGAGGAGAGCGACCUCGACAGGAGCCUCACCGUGUCCGGAGACGUCGUGGCUGAGGCGCAGGAGCAUCUGAGGAAGGCCAGGGCGCUGCCGCAGGAGACCGUGCCCGAGUCGCCCCUUGAGGAAUCGAGUCUCGUCGACCCCGAGGACCUGGAGAUGCAUCUGGCCGGCCCCGCCCUCGAGGGAAGCAACUCCUUCGGUCUUGAGGACGACUUCCCUCCCCCGCGCCUCACCCUCGACGACACCUUUGAGGCUGUCCCUACUGAAGAGACGCCCGCCUCCGCCCAGGGCAUGACGGUCCAGGCCCCCGUGUGCGAGGCCGACGGAGGAUACGCCCGUGAGCAGCGAUCGGGCGGCCUGACGUGGUGCGUGGAUGCCAAGGGGCGCCCCAUCCACGAGACGCUCACCCGGGGACACGUGCGCUGCGGACCCAACGGCCAGAUCCUGGAGCAGGUGUCCGUCGGGUUCGUGUGUCCGCGCGGCGCGAGGGCGAGGGUGUGCCGGAGCGAGUGCCUGCGGGCGUCCUGCCACUCGCACCCCGACGCCGUCUGCGUGGCCGACCCUUGCAACGACUGCAGGGUCUCCUUCUACAGCGCCAGCGGCGAGAAGGUGCACUGCGAGGGGCGCUGCUCUCAGCCCCUGGCCAAGGGCAUGUGCCGCGCCUCCUUCAAGCGCUUCUUCUACAACGCCUCGGCCGACCAGUGCCAGGAGUUCAUCUUCGGCGGGUGCCUCGGCAACGACAACAACUUCGUCAGCAUGGAGGAGUGCCGCCAAGAGUGCCAGAACACCGACAUCUGCAGCCAGCCAGUGCAGGCGGGCGUGUGCACGGGCGGCGAGGCGCGCUGGUACUACAACGUGGAGACGCGCAAGUGCGAGCCCUUCCUGUACAGCGGCUGCGGAGGAAACGGGAACAACUUCCGCUCCAAGAACGAGUGCGAGUCGCGCUGCCCAGACCUGGUGCUGUGCCCCUACUGGUCGGCGGCGAGCAUGGAGCCCCAGGAGUGCUCCCGAGCCGAGGCGUGCCGUAAUAGGACGUGCCCCGGCCACCCUCUCGCCUUGUGCCAGGUCGACCCUUGCUCCUGCACCGCCUCCUUCGUGGACGAGUCAGGCCGCCCACUCACCUGCCUGCCGCCCACUUCACCGCCCAAGACUCGUCUCGCUUUCACUUUCGAAGAGGACUCGAGCAGCAGCGACGCCCAGAUGAGCGCCGACGGAGAGGACAACACUGGCUUCGACGUCUCCGGAGGCCUAGGUCCCUCCUCCUCCUCGUUGUCUUCGUCCUCGAAGUUCGAGCGCCACGACGGCAAGGGCGAGAGCGCCUCGGGGAUCAAGGGCGGCCCCGUCACCAUCUACCUGGAGGGCGAGCCGACUCUCACCCGCUGCCAGCUGCUGCAGAGACACCUGCAGGAGAGCAACUCGCAAAAGUAUGUAGCGCAGUGUGACGACGAAGGCAGAUUCAUCCCGACGCAGUGCUACACCGCUGGCCGCCGCUACCUCCAGGAGGAGCACGAGUACCAGGAGCAGGACCUCGAGCAGGAGGACGCCCCCAAAUGCUGGUGCGUCGACGAGACCGGACGCAAGACGCAGCCCACCGUCUACUUCACCAAGGGCGAGAGGGAGUGCGACCUCGUCGCGGUGGAAUCAGUGGUGGUAACGCUCGGGUUCAGAGGUCGCGAGGCCGGCAUGAAGCACCUCGGGAAGGCCAAGGGGCCUCAGAUUCGGGAGCAGGUGAACCACCUCCUGAAGGCGAUGACCGCAGAGACCCUGGAAAACGAGGUCGGCGUCGUUGACCUCCCUGAUCUCACUCAAGUCAAGUUCACGCUGCUUGGGGAAAAUAAGAUCGACAUUGCUUACCAGUUGGAGGAAAAGGUGAAGAACGGCGACCUGGCCCUGCAGCUGGAUGAGAAGCGCCUGCCCGCCGACCUGCGCGCCUCCUGGUUCCACCACCAGGUCUCAGAGCACCGCUGGGAGGCGCCCCUGGAGGUGCGGUCGGGCGCGAGAGAGGUCGUGAGCGAGGCCAUGGCGCUGGAGCCGCCAUACCUCGCCGCCACCGUUAUCUUCACCGUCAUCUCGGCCAUGCUGGUUUGCGGCCUCGUGGUGGCGGUGGUGCUGUACCGCAGACACAAGACGGGGCAGUACCCCAAGGGACCCCGUGGCUCCAUGCAGUCCCUGGCCUUCAGCGACUCGUCCCUCGACCGGCGCAGCACCUCGUCCAGGCUCUCGGACCAGUUCCAGCCGCCGCCCCCUCCUCGGCGCCACCCCACCAUCACCACGGUGGAAAACGAGUACCGAAAUGGCCGACACUAAAUGAUAAAUAAAGGGGAGAAGCAAGGCAAGAAGGAAGGAAAUAAAUGUCAAUUGUAUUUGGGUAAUGAAGGAUGAAAGAAGAGGAAUAGAGAGAGGAAGAGGAACGGUUUGAAUCUGUGAUCCGUGUCCUCCCGUCACAGCGGGGAUGGUUUCUCCAAGUUUCGUUUUCCUUUUCACUGUCCAAUAUUAAACAUAAAUGUAUUUGCACGCCCCAUGUCCAAUGCGACGUAGAAUUUAAUUUUAUAAUCUACUCUAAAUCCAGGCUACAUAGGAGAGUAUUUUUCUCUUCAAUUUCUGAUGGCAUUGGUCACGGGUCGUCUCAUGGAACUUUCCCAUUCCUACGUCAAGUGUCAGGCAUAUCAACAGUAAACAAACACAAGAAGUGAACAUACGUGCAGCGUGAUCCAGUCUCACGAGGAACAGGUGGAAAGCAAACUAAGGGCUGAUUGAUUUUUUUUAGAACAUGUAAGAUCCUUUUCUCAGCUUCGGUUUGACGAUGUUCAUGCACGAUCUUGUAGGAGAUAAUGAGUUUUGUUUUGAUUUUCUAAAAUGGUGACAUUUCUUCGAUAGGCAAACAUAAAUGGGUGUUAACAAGAGGUAACUUCAGUAUUCAUUUCGUGGAUGAUGUUAAACAGCAAUAAUAAGCAACCUAAAAGAAGUCUAGUGUUUUGACAGUAUCGAAUAAACUGCUAUUUCGUUGGCAUGAAGUGUUAUAACAAGACCAGUAUUUUUGUAUGUCCGAACUCUUCAAUGGAAAUGAAUGAAAUUUUUACUUGCCAAUAAAGUAGCCGCGUUUUUGUUUUCAUAGAGUAACACAUGAUGUGAAACAUGUUUCUUGUUACAUACUGUUUUACUUUCCUACGAUGUAAGGUUCUUUCAAGUGUGAUGUUGACAAAAAGGUUCUUUAUACGGCGAUGUCAGUGGCUAAUUGAAUGUGAUAACUCCUUUGACUUUUUAACAAUACAAAGUCGCUCAUUACCUAUCACGGCGACAGAAGACGAAGGCGACGCUGAAAUUUCCCUGUGCUCAAAGAUCCUUGCGUUACCGUUAAUGCCUGAGUGGAAACACCGUCUUUUGGGAAUCUUUUUCAAUUUUCGAUUUCUACCCUGAUUUCGUUCCCUUUCUCCAUCGGAAUGACUUACUAUAUCCACAACCACACAAAAACCUCCCUAGUAUGUUCUUUUAUCAUCUUUAUUUCAAAGUUGCAAUAAUGGCGUUAUUGCCUGUCUAUAACCGAAGGAUUUAGAGGUAAGCGUACUAUUUUCUGUGAUGUCGACAGGGGCCUCGACAGUGAGUUAAAGAUGAAAUCCAAGAUUUGUAUGAAUGCAUCUCGUGUUCUCCCGGAAUUCCUUUGGUUGCCCGAGGAAGCUUUAAGGCUUUGGAUUCGUCGAUGGAAAUCCCUUCAUUCGGUUUAAUUCGGGGAUCUUAGGAGUUAACAGAUUCCUAGAGGAGGAUUAAUACCACUGGAAGCACCAGUAUUGUGUUCAGUUCGCGAUCACGGGAUACGAGAUGCUCAUUUUCUCUCACAAGCAGGUCUCUGUUGACGAUUUCCUUUCAUAAAAAUAAUCGAGAAAAAGAGAAACAAAUCCUUCAGAUUAUUUUGUAUCGAGGCCGUAAGUGGACCAACUAAAACAGCUUGGUUCUGGACACACUGUCUCAGCGUGUGUCCUCGGUAUGUUUCUGUGGCAUUUCCGUAUUGCUCGCUUUACGACAUUGUGUAUCUGUUCGUAGAUUUAGGUAUUUUUCUAGCCAUUUUUAAAACCUAGUUACCUUUUAUGGAAGGUUACGAUUAUAAUAAUUAAUAAUAAUAAUAACUAUAAUAAUAAUAACAAGUAUAUGGUUCCGAUAGAAGUUAGAAGAACAAUAGUGUUUUAGCAAUAAUGAAGCCUGUGUAUCAUAGCACAAUCUUUACAUGUACUAUGCACCCACAAUAUUUUAAUAUGUGCUUACUCGUUUUUCCAAAAGUUUCGUAGGAUUUUACUAUUUGUAGAAGAAUCUGUCGCGUGGACCUUGUUUCACUGCUUUUAGAAGGAUCUUAAUGUGCCCUUUAGACGUCCUCCGUUUCCUCCCAUGAUUUUUGUCCGAAUAAUUUAUAAUGUACUACUACUAGUGUGCUGGUCACAUUUUCAGUUGUCUUUAACUCUUCUUUCUUAUCGCUGUACAUUUUUUUAAAAAUCUUUAAUUGGAUUUUUAUUUUGCUCAUAUUUAUAUUAUCCUUUUUUUAAGUCAGUUUAAUCUUAAGAGAGAGAACAUUCAGUUCCUUUUGGGCAAGUCACACAAGGGAAAGUUUCAAGCCAGAGUUUGAGACGUGGAUGUGGAAUCCUUUUCCUUUUUGAGGUUCUAAUCUUCCGCUCAACGUUGACAAGCCUUCCCUACUGCGUGACUGAGAUAUUCCCCUGCUUUUCAUGGCUCAAGGAAAAAAAUGUCUACCCUCAAGUGUGCCGAAUCAACUCGGGUUGAAUCUGCAUUAUCUUGCUCUGACAAAUCAUAUCAAACCAGACUUGGGGCAUUUCUCCCCCCCACCCCCUCCCCCCAAUUUUCUUUGUCAUUCUAUUUCUCCUCUUCUCUCCCUUCUUUUUAAGGUGUUUUAGACAAGUCUUCCUUCUGCCCUUUCUCUUAAGCUUGUAGUUUCCAGGAUGUAGCGCUUUUAAGGGAUAACUCACAACACUUGACUUUAUGAAUACCAACAGGAAAUGAAUGCAUCUCGCUGUAUAUUUGUAAAUAGGGUGACUGCUUUUGAAUCAUGUUCCACUGUGUAUCACUUGUGUAACAACGCCCUUCAUACUAGGCGUUACUUUGUAUUAUAUGCCUAAGUUAUGUUAAAUAAAUCUACGCCAUACAA
Molecule: messenger RNA, 7888 nt
Organism: Penaeus chinensis
Lineage: Eukaryota; Metazoa; Arthropoda; Malacostraca; Decapoda; Penaeidae
Exons: 25
Coding region: 145-5046 (1633 amino acids)
Cellular component (GO): extracellular region
Molecular function (GO): serine-type endopeptidase inhibitor activity
Source: RefSeq, a predicted model, not a curated record